GUACCAAACAGUAACCCACUGACAUUUGCUUACAGGCGCAAGUAUGGCGGAUGUAAACAUCAUUCGUUUCCCUUCUCGUGUCGCAAAAGAAAAGUUGGCAUAGUAAACAUAAAGUGCGCUGUUCUCUGACCUCGCGAUGCAUAAAGGAGGUGUUCGUUAUGGCCUAGGCGGAGGCAGCGGUGGAAGGCGUGGUAGUGGUGAUGGCCGCCGUGGGGGACGGGGCAGGCAUCCAUCAGGGCUGAGUGGAAAAGACAUUGGUUUGUGGUACGCAUCUAAAAGCAAAGAGAAGAAGAAAAAGAGAGAACUGGAUGAGCGGGCAGUUGUCACUAUGAGCAAACAAAAAGAACAGAAUAUUGGCAGAUUGCUGGAUGACUUACAACAAUGGAACUCCAAUUCUGACACAUGUAACUACUCAUCAGACCAUCCAAAUAAUAUGGCUAAGGUUGAUCUGAAGGGAUUUUCAAGAACUAUUGGAAACAAUUCUCAGAGACAUGAUAAACACCAUGAUAGAGAAUUCAAGCAUCAUAAUAAUUAUGAUAACUUUGAUGAGAGGCAGACACCAAGAAGAUCACAGUGGCAUGAUGAUGCUGUUGAAGGCCCAAGUGCUUUAGCUGUUAACGACUGCAGAGGCACAUUUUCUACAGUAAAAAUUGUUAAUAAACUCUAUGAUAAAAGUUUUGGUGCUAGUGAUAGUGUCAUGGAUCUGUUUGAUGAUGAGAUUGGGAAUGAAAUAACUGCAGGUUCUGACUCUGCUUUAUUCAAUUCUGGUGAUAAUAACUUUUAUACUAAUGAUGAUGCAAUGGAAGGGGAUGUUUUGUGUGAGCUUGAUGAGAUUAUCGGAAGCUUGCAAGCAGGGCCAGCCCAACCCUCACCGCGCCAAGACUUUUCUCCUCUUGGGAAGGAUGUCAAACUUGAUGAGGAAUUUCUGAAAGACCUGAAAUUGAUGAGGGAUUCCAGCACUGGGUACAACGAAAUGCAGAAAUUCAGAGAAAAACUACCAUCAUAUCAAAUGAAAAAGGAAAUUCUAGGUCUGAUUUCCACGAAUCAAGUGGUAGUAAUCAGUGGCGAAACAGGAUGUGGAAAAACAACUCAGGUUGCCCAAUUUAUUCUUGAUGAUGCCAUUCAGUGUGGGAAUGGUUCCCUUUGCAGAAUUGCUUGCACACAGCCGAGGAGAAUAAGUGCUAUAUCUGUUGCAGAACGUGUGGCUAUUGAGAGAGGUGAGCAGUGUGGUGGUGGAAGUGUUGGAUACCAGAUUCGACUGGAAAGCAGGCUUCCACGGAGCAGAGGGUCCAUCAUCUACUGCACAACUGGCGUAUUGCAGAGAUGGCUGGUGUCAGACCCAUUUUUGAAGAGCACAAGCCAUGUUAUAAUUGAUGAGAUCCAUGAACGAGACCUGAUGUCAGAUUUUCUACUGAUCAUCAUCAGAGACUUGCUGCCUAGACGGCCUGACCUUAAAUUGGUUUUGAUGAGUGCAACGUUGAAUGCAGAGAUUUUCUCUACCUAUUUUGGUAAAUGCCCAAUGCUGCACAUUCCUGGAUUUACAUAUCCUGUCAAAGAGUUCUAUAUUGAAGAAAUCAUUGAAAUGACAAGAUACCAGGUUACUCGAUCCGGUCGUAGUAGCUUUGGGAACAGAAGAGGGAGAGGAGGGCAUGGCCCCAAGUGGCAAAAGUACACUAGAAGGAAAAGCCCAUACAAGGACCGAAGAGCCCAGAAGAUAGGAAUAGGUGAUGAGGCAGAGGAAGAGGAAGAGGAGGUCAAAUGGAGGAAUUACAUUGGCUCAAUAAGAAAUAGGUUUCAUGGAUCAACCAUUGAAACAAUGGAGAACAUGGACCUGGACCAGAUAGACUUUGACCUUGCAGUCAAGCUUAUCAAGUACAUCUGCCUGAACAUGGAGGCAGGUGCUAUUCUAGUGUUCAUGCCUGGCUGGGAAGACAUCAGCAAACUGCAUGAGAACUUGAAGAGGACUUUACCAUCAGAUAAAUGCCUUCUAAUUCCACUGCAUUCUCUAAUGCCGACAGCCAACCAGCGACAGGUUUUUGACCGCCCUCCACUUGGGGUGAGAAAGAUUGUGAUUGCUACAAACAUCGCAGAGACCAGCAUUACCAUUGAUGAUGUUGUCUUUGUUGUUGACUGUGGCAAGGUGAAAGAAAAGUCAUAUGAUGCAAGUCGUAAGAUCUCCUGUCUGAUGCCUGUGUGGAUCAGCACCGCAUCAUCACGGCAGAGGCGAGGAAGGGCUGGCAGGGUACAGCCUGGCUACUGUUUCCAUCUCUUCACUCAGCUGCAGGCGCAGUCUUUUAUUGACUACCAGCUGCCAGAGAUGCUACGCACCCCUCUUGAAGAGCUGUGUCUACAGAUAAAGAUUUUGAAGCUUGGAAUGGUCAGGGAAUUUUUGUCUAAAGCCUUACAGCCCCCCGAGCCACUUGCUGUGCAAAACGCCUUAGAUGUCCUUGCACAACUUAAUGCUCUAGACACCAAAGAGAACCUGACACCUCUGGGUUAUCACUUGGCCUCACUUCCUGUCGACCCCCGCAUCGGCAAGAUGAUCCUGUUUGGCGCCAUUUUAUCCUGCCUGGACCCCGUGCUGACUGUUGCCUCUACACUUGGUUUCAGGGAGCCUUUUGUCUAUCCCCUGGAUAAGAAGAAACUUGCUGACAAAGUUAGGACACGGCUUGCUGGCGACUCGCAUAGCGACCACAUUGCUGUGCUCAACGCCUACAGGGGCUGGGAAGCCGCAAGCCGCCACGGGAACGCAUCUACCUACUGCUGGGAGAACUUUUUAUCCACACAGACGUUAAAGAUGCUAAGCAACAUGAAGUGUCAGUUUGCUCGCCUGUUAUAUGACAGCGGAUUCCUGAAGUCUUCCGAUCCUAAGGAACCAUCUGCCAAUCACAACGCAGACAAUAUAAAGCUUGUGAAGGCCAUCCUUUGUGCAGGGUUGUACCCUAACGUGGCCAGAAUAGAGCACCACGACAAACUCAAACGACCGCCUCGCCUUUUUACCCAGGAAGAUGGCAAAGUCGCGCUUCACCCGAAAUCAGUCAACGUGGAAGUAACAGCAUUCCAAAAUGACUGGUUGAUCUACCACCAAAAAAUCAAGUCAUCAAAGGUGUUUAUUCACGACUCCACCGUGAUCGCUCCGUUCCCUCUGCUGUUCUUUGGAGGCAGCAUCUCGAUGCACGUUGAGCAAGGUCACGGUCAAGGUCACGAGACCAUCGCCGUCGAUAACUUUAUCAAGUUCAGGUCACCCAAGAGGAUAGCGAACCUAGUCAAGGAUCUGCGCCGGGAACUGGAUACCCUGCUCGAGCGGAAGAUAUCCCAGCCUUCACUCAAAUUGUCCGCCGGGCAGGACAGCUGUCCGGGGUCCGCACUUCUUACAGCCAUCAUCGAGCUCAUAACAAGCGAGGAAAGCGUCAACUGGAAAAGAAGAAGAGCGGUGGAGCAAAUGGAGCACGAAAGAAGACAAAGAAGAUAAUUCGAUACUCACUGUUGAAAUAAACUGUAAAUGAAAAUAAACAAACUUUUAUUAUUA
Nematostella vectensis (starlet sea anemone) is the source of this 3529-nucleotide messenger RNA. RefSeq names its product ATP-dependent DNA/RNA helicase DHX36. The record is from RefSeq and is a predicted model, not a curated record. The coding region runs from base 137 to 3472 and encodes 1111 amino acids. NCBI's taxonomy places the organism in Eukaryota, Metazoa, Cnidaria, Anthozoa, Actiniaria, Edwardsiidae. Gene Ontology annotation, molecular function: DNA helicase activity; ATP binding; G-quadruplex RNA binding. Gene Ontology annotation, cellular component: nucleus; intracellular anatomical structure; cytoplasm. The transcript is spliced from 29 exons.